AUGCCUUGUUGUCAGGUCGUCUUCUUCACCGACCCUGAGUCCUCUCCACCCUCGGGCACGAGAACAGCUUCGUCUCAUCCUCUGCUCACCGUCGCCGUUCUGUCUCUACCCUCGGCCUGCUCGGUCCUAUCAACCGAACGCCCGCCCACCCUCCCUCCCUCCCUCCUCCAGUCCGUCUGCUUGGCCGACCUCGACAUCUCCAACCUGCGCUACCUGCCGCUUCAAUCCGUCUUCCCAGCCUCCUUCCCACCCGUCGCCAGCUCUCACUACCCUCUUGUCGGAUCGCUUGUUCCCUCCGCGCCCACGCAUCCGAUCCCUGAUUGGACGAAUACCGGACCACAAUCCCUCCUGCCCACCAACCAGCCAUUCAGCCAU
Protopolystoma xenopodis is the source of this 375-nucleotide messenger RNA. NCBI's taxonomy places the organism in Eukaryota, Metazoa, Platyhelminthes, Monogenea, Polystomatidea, Polystomatidae. The record is from the annotation of a GenBank genome assembly.